Molecule: messenger RNA, 2781 nt
Organism: Brettanomyces nanus
Lineage: Eukaryota; Fungi; Ascomycota; Pichiomycetes; Pichiales; Pichiaceae
Exons: 2
Coding region: 1-2781 (926 amino acids)
Biological process (GO): cytoskeleton-dependent cytokinesis; protein folding
Cellular component (GO): septin complex; septin ring; cytosol
Molecular function (GO): molecular adaptor activity; GTPase activity; heat shock protein binding
Source: RefSeq, a predicted model, not a curated record
AUGGCUGCUUCAAUUAAGUCUGCCGCUGCUGUUAAUGCUGAUGAGAAAUCAGAUCUUACUGCAACUAAUUCCAGCGCUACUGCCGCUGCUGAUGAUGAUGGUGAUGGUGUUAUUGAUGGUGUUGCUGCUGCUCCUGCUCCUAAAAAGCCUAGGGAAGUCCCUGUAAUCAAGCGAAAGUUGAACGGCUACGUCGGUUUUGCCAACUUGCCUAAACAGUGGCACAGAAAGUCCAUUCGUCGAGGUUUCAGCUUCAAUCUCAUGGUUGUAGGCACUAAGGGUCUUGGUAAGUCCACAUUGAUAAACACUCUAUUCAACAAAGAGUUGUACAAAAUGGAUGAGUCUCCUAAAGUGGUGUAUCCUGAUCCUGAGCAGCCGGUGGAAGCCAAAAUCGAGACUGUUGGUUCUGAAAUUGAGGAAAAUAAUGUUAAGUUGAAUCUUUCCGUCAUUGACUGUCCAGGCUUUGGUGAAAAUAUUGAUAACACUCAAGUUUCUUGGAAACCUAUCGUGGAUGAGAUUAAUCGGCGGUUUGAUCAGUAUUUGGAACAAGAGACUAAAGUUAACCGCUCAACUACAGUUGACAACAGAGUCCACGCACUUCUUUACUUUAUCGAGCCAACGGGUCAUUCUUUGAAGCCUUUGGACAUCGAGUUUAUGAAGCAGGUUCAUCAGAAGGUUAAUUUGAUUCCGGUUAUUGCUCGUUCUGACACUUUAACAGAGAUGGAGGUCAGUCAAUCGAAACAAUUGAUCUUGGAUGACAUUAAAAACCAAGGUAUUACUCUAUUUAACCCACCAAUCUACGACAAUGAUGAUGAUGAGACUGCGUCUGUGACUCAGGAAAUGGUUGAGAAAAUUCCAUUUGCUGUGGUUGGUUCCACCAAUUAUAUUCAGACUCCAGAUGGACGUACCGUGAGAGGAAGGUCGUAUCCAUGGGGAAUCAUUGAGGUUGACAAUGAGGAAGACUGUGAUCUUAUCAAAUUGAGACAAUUAUUGGUGAGAAACUUCAUGGAGGAAUUGAAAGAGACUACUUCCAAAGUAUUGUACGAAAGAUACAGAACUGAGAAGUUGGCAAAGUUAGGAAUAAAGCAAGAUGAUUCCGUGUUUAGAGAGUUCGACCCAGUGUUGAAGCAGGAAGAAGAGAAGCAAUUACACGAGGCUAAAUUGAGCAAUAUGGAGGCUCAAAUGCGGUCGAUUUUCAAGCAAAAGGUCACCAGAGAAGAGAAGAAGUUACAAGAGACUGAGGCAGAUCUUUUCAGCAAGCACAAGGAAAUGCGUGAGAAGUUGUUGAAGCAGAUCAAGCUCUUGGAAGAGAAGAAGAAGGAUUUAGAGAAGAUCAAGAGCCAGCAGACGCAUUCUUCUCCGCAGAUCAACGUGACAAGCGAUUUGUAUAAUGUCCUGGGUGUGGCUCACGAUGCAAGUCCUGAAGACAUUAGGCGUGCGUAUAGAAAGCUUGCUCUUAGGUAUCAUCCGGACAAGGUUGGUGAAAGCGAGCGGGAAGCAGCAGAAAUCAGGUUCAAGGAAAUCACACAGGCAUACAGUAUCAUUGGUGACUCGGACAAGCGCCGAGAUUACGAUAUAUAUGGAGAGCGAGUGCCUGGAGCACCACCACCUUCUGGACCAGAAUCGUAUGGAUUCGGAGGAGCUGCAUUUGACGGCGCAGACUUUGAUUUCUCGCCUAAUGACUUUGCUAAUUUCUUUAAUGGCAUGAAUACGGGAGGUGGUAUGCCCGGUAUGGGGGGUGCAGUGCCUGGAAUGGAUGGAGAAUCGCGUGGAAGACCAACUUCUCGAGGUUUUAGAGGACCUUCCAGAGGACCUCCUAAAGGUAAGAAGCAUGAAGAUGGAAUAGAAAGAACGGAAGAUGCACAUUUCAAUGUUGAGGUGAUAUUUCUGGACCUCUAUAACGGCAAGGUGGUGAAACUUUCAGAAGAACGAGAUCGAAUAUGUGAUAAAUGUAAAGGUAAAGGAGUCAAGAAGAGUGCCGUUGAGAUCAGUUGUUCAAGCUGUAACUCUACGGGAUAUGAGAGGAGAUAUAGACAUAUUGGGGGUCUUUCGAUAGUGGAGACAAUUGCAUGCAGUAAAUGCAAUGGUCAAGGAACAUACUACAGAGAAAAAGACUACUGUAAGAGAUGUAAAGGUACAGGGGUAGUUAAAGAGUCCAAAAUAUUGGAAUUUGCUAUACCUAAAGGGUCAGCCAACGAAGGAUCUAUAGUGCUCAGAGGGGAAUCAGACCAAAGUCCUGGUUUGACUACAGGAGAUGUGAUUUUAGAGUGGAAAUUGAAACCCACAGACAAGGAAAGUCAUUUUGAAAGACAUGGUGAUGACUUAUACACCAAGGUUCGUGUUCCAUUGGUGGAUGCACUCUGUGGAUUCUCCAGAGAUAAGUUUGUGGAAACUUUAGAUAAUCGCUGGUUGUCAAUUAAGAUGCCUCAAGGCAAAGUGUUGAGGCCAGGAGAUUCCAUUAUAAUUCCAAACGAAGGAAUGCCUGUUUGUGGCAAUUACCGCAAUCGCCACGGUGACUUGUACGUUGCAAUCGAUAUAGAGUUCCCUAAGGAUGACUGGGCAAUAGAAAAAAACGAUAUCACGUCGUUGAAAUCGAUAUUGGACAUCAAGUAUGGAACUAAAGGUCAAAAUUCAGACUUGAAUGAUAAUAGUGACGUGACAAAUGUCUGGUUUAAGGUUAAGGGAAAAAGCGAGUUGCCUGUUUCGUUCAAUAGCUAUAAUGCGAAUGCAGUUGUUAAUUCUGGAGUGGAUGAGAGGAAGGGAUGGUUUGGCAGAUGGUUCUAA